UGACGAGAUGAGUCAUUCACGAGUGAUGAACGUGUUUGAUGUUGGUGGUGCGACACUCAAAUUGAGGCGUGUGCGCAAGUAGGGGCCAUGCAAAGGCAGCCGACACCUUUUAUGUCCGAAGGUCGAGCAAAGCUCAAGCCUUUCGUGAGAGGAGCAGUGUUGAUAUUCGGAUCGUUGACCGUCCCCUUGCCCGACAGAAAGCUGCCUUCCACUGCCCAUACAUCAUCAUGGAUGCUCGUUUCCUAUUCAGCGCAGUGUUGUAGAUCGAGCACCGAUCUGUCCGGAAUUACACAUCCGAAUGACAUGCUAGUCUGAGGUGGUCAAGGUGCCAGCUCCAUCUUCUUCUACUUCGCCGCCCCACAGCUCCAAUGCCCUUCAGGCCUGCCCAAGAUGCAUGUUCCACAGGGAGAAUGACGGCGGCGAUGAGGAUACAUGUGGUUCCUGAACAUAGCACAGGCCACCUUGAAACGAGCAGGGACCAGAGAUGCUUGGACGCGAGGAGGGUGCCCAGGUACACGGUGCAAAUGAAUUCCGG
Messenger RNA from Ceraceosorus bombacis, 535 nucleotides. The record is from the annotation of a GenBank genome assembly. NCBI's taxonomy places the organism in Eukaryota, Fungi, Basidiomycota, Exobasidiomycetes, Ceraceosorales, Ceraceosoraceae.